This is a messenger RNA of Brassica napus (rape), 1422 nucleotides long. RefSeq names its product F-box protein At4g00755-like. Lineage: Eukaryota; Viridiplantae; Streptophyta; Magnoliopsida; Brassicales; Brassicaceae. Bases 162 to 1211 code for a protein of 349 amino acids. The record is from RefSeq and is a predicted model, not a curated record. The transcript has 6 exons. Gene Ontology annotation, molecular function: protein binding.
GAAUGCCCAGGACUACCUAGAACUAGCCUUGCGGUUAACGAUGACGGACAUGAACAAAUAACCGUCGUCUUCUUCGAAACGUCUCUCUCUCUAGGGUCACCGUCGCUCUUAUCGAUAAGAACAAAGAAGUAGGGUUACUUCAAUCAAUUGGGUCGAACAAGAUGGAUUUCGUGAACAAGCUUGAUACUGACACGUUGCUAUCGAUUCUUUCGUGUCUAGACGACCCAUCAGAUCUUGUCCGUGCCAGUGCUGUCUCACGCUCCUGGCGAGACUUCGUGAUAAGAUACGGUCUCUCGAAGAAGCUCUGCUUCAGGCUGUUCCAUCAGCUAACUUGUGUGGAUCGUGUUAAUGAAGAGUCCUCAGGCUCAUGGUCAAGGAGUAGUCUCAUGGAUACAAAGCUACUAGAAAGAGAGCACAGGGCUUUUGCUUUACUGGCUAAAGGCUGCACGUCGUCUCCAAUCAGAAGCUGUAUAGCUGAUACCAUCAUAGCAUCCAGCACCGAUAACUACCUAAAGAAGAUCGUGAACACACUCGACGAAAUAGAUCAAGUUGGUGCCACACCUUCGUAUUGGUCCAGUUCAGGACAACACAAGUCUUCAGUGCCCGAAACGCUUCUUUACAAGCUCAAGGGUGAUCUCUGUGUCGUUACUGAGUUCAGCAUUCACCCUUUCCAAGCUUAUUUUCAGCCUGGUUCGCCGAUAUACUCUUCGGAUUAUGUUCGUUUCCGGUUGGGUCACCUCGAUAACAACAACUCAGAGGAGAAAGACAACUAUGUAUGGACUUACACUUCACAAGAGUUUCCAAUGGCUCAGGAAAAUCGAUUGCAGAACUUUAAGCUUCCAGAACCAGUUGUUUGCAUUGGUGGGUAUAUGCUGAUCGAGUUUCUUGGUCGAGUUCAGACACGACAAUUGGAUGGCCUAUACUACAUAUGCGUGUUGCAUGUCAGAGUGAUGGGAAGAUCACUAGCAAAUUCGUUUAGGUUGGUGGAUCCGGACGACGACGAGUCAGGAAAGUUUGGGUUGAUGGUGGUGAGAUACUGUGAUCCCAAAGAAAUGGGUGAGACGGAAGUAGAAGAAGAGGUGCUGUGUAGGCAGUUGAGGCAGGCGGCGAACUAUCAACAGCGCUUGAAUUUCCUCCACAGGGACGAGGGGUAUGCUUGGCUCGACGAGGAAGACGAUGGCUAUGCUGAAUCAGACGGUGAGGAGGUUUAGUGUCUGAAUCAUCACCACGAGUAUGCUGAAUCAAGUGGGUUUGUUAUUUAUCUUUCUCUUUUUUUGAAGAGUUGUUUUUUUUUAAUAUUAGGCUAUGCGACAACACUACACUCUACUCUUUCAUGCUCUAAGAGGCUCACCAUAAGUAGCAAAACUAUUUAUCAUGUUGAGUGGAUCUAGUUCAUCCUUCAUUACAAACCACUUCCGGCUU